GGCCGGGGCCGGUGCCCGGGCCGGUGCUCGUCGGUCGCUGGUGGCUGCGGGGCCGCGGCGGCGCCGGGUGCGGAGCUGCGCGGGAGCGGUGGCCCCGGGCCGGGCUGAGCCGAUGCUUGCGGCAGAAGCCGCCGGAGCCAUGUCCCAGCCCGAGGCAGAGCGGGCGGGAGGCGACUCCGCGCCGGAGCCAGAGCCGGAGCCGGGGCUCCCCGGGAGGGCCCCGCACCGCAACCGGCGGCUCUCGGGACGCGAGUCCCGCCGCGCCUCCUUCCGCUUCAACCGGCGGAGCUCGGCCGAGCUGGAGCUGCUGGGGUACCCGGCACCGGGCGAGGGGCGCGGGGGGUCUCCGCCGCCGCCGCUGCUGCCACCGCCGGUCGCUGCCGGGCGCCGGGAGCCGGAGGAGACGGAGAGCGAGGAGGUGGAGACGCGCGCGGUCGCCACCUCCCCCGACGGCCGGUUCCUCAAGUUUGACAUCGAGAUCGGCCGCGGCUCCUUCAAGACCGUCUACAAGGGGCUGGACACGGAGACCACGGUGGAGGUGGCCUGGUGCGAGCUGCAGACGCGGAAGCUGUCAAAGACAGAACGGCAGCGGUUCAGCGAGGAGGUGGAGAUGCUGAAGGGGCUGCAGCAUCCCAACAUUGUCCGCUUCUAUGACUCCUGGAAGUCGUCCAUCAAAGGCCAGCUCUGCAUCGUGCUCAUCACAGAGCUCAUGACAUCCGGCACCCUCAAAACGUACCUGAAGCGGUUCAAGGAGAUGAAGCUGAAGGUGCUGCAGCGCUGGAGCCGGCAGAUCCUCAAGGGGCUGCACUUCCUGCACACCCGCUCGCCCCCCAUCAUCCACCGUGACCUCAAGUGCGACAACAUCUUCAUCACGGGUCCCACCGGCUCCGUCAAGAUCGGGGACCUGGGGCUGGCCACGCUGAAGCGAGCCUCCUUCGCCAAGAGCGUCAUAGGUACCCCCGAGUUCAUGGCGCCGGAGAUGUAUGAGGAGAAGUACGACGAGGCGGUGGAUGUCUAUGCCUUUGGGAUGUGCAUGCUGGAGAUGGCUACCUCGGAGUACCCCUACUCCGAGUGCCAGAACGCCGCCCAGAUCUACCGCAAGGUCACCUCGGGCCUGAAGCCCAGCAGCUUCUACAAGGUGAAGGUGCCGGAGCUGAAGGAGAUCAUCGAGGGCUGCAUCCGCAUGGAUAAGGACGAGAGGUACACCAUCCAGGACCUGCUGGAGCACUCCUUCUUCCAGGAGGACACGGGGGUGCACGUGGAGCUGGCGGAGGAGGACGAUGGCGUCAAGUCUGGGCUCAAGCUCUGGCUGCGCAUGGAUGACACGAAGAAGCUGCACGGCAAGUACAAGGACAACAACGCCAUCGAGUUCCUCUUCGAGCUCUACAAGGAUGUGGCGGAGGAGGUGGCCCAGGAGAUGGUGGUCCUGGGCUUCAUCUGCGAGGCCGACUACAAGCUGGUGGCCAAGGCGGUGCGGGACCGUGUGGUCGCCAUCAAGCGCAAGCGGGAGAAGCUGAAGCGCUCCCGGGAGAUGCCGUCGCCAGCGGAGCCGGAGCAGCCACCGGGGGUGCUGCGGAUGCUGGAGGAGCUCAAGUCCCCGCUGCCGCCCGGAGCCCCGGUGCCCGCCCUGCUCACACCCGGCUCCGGGGAGUCCAUCUUCAGCAGCACCUUCCCCCCCGAGCCCGAGGAGCCCGAGGCUGACCAGCACCAGCACUUCACCUACCAGCACACCAGCUACUCCUCGGCCACGUCCGAUGGUGAGACCGACGGGUACCUGAGCUCCUCCGGCUUCCUGGACUCCCCGGACCCGGCGCAUCGCAGCUGCCCGGCGGGGGACCCCUCGAGCCCGCCGCCCGCCCGCCCUGCGCGCUGCUUCCCCACGAGCAUCGCGGUGCAGCUGCCCCCGGCCAGCGGCUUCUCCUCCCCGGUGGACAGCUACGCCUCCGAUGUGGCGUCGGGCAUGAGCGACGGCUGCGAGGGGCUGUCGGCCGGCGAGCAGAGCUCCAAGGGGCCGGCCAAGAGGGCUGCGGGGAAGCUGCUGCGGCGCAGAGCCCGCUCCAGGCUCCGCAUCACCAACAUCUCGGACAAGAACGACCGGGUGGUGGAGUGCCAGCUGCAGACCUACAACAACAAGAUGGUGACCUUCAAGUUCGACCUGGACGGGGACAACCCAGAGGAGAUUGCGGCUGUCAUGGUCCACAACGAGUUCAUCCUCAAGUCGGAGCGGGACGGCUUCAUCCACCGCAUCCGGGACAUCAUCCACCGUGUGCAGACCCUGCUCCGCAAGGAUGGGAGCGGUGCUGUGGAGCUGCCCCGGAGCCCUGAGACUGAGGGCAGCCCCACGGACCUGCCGCUGCAGGAGCUGGCGCGCUCCAUCUCCUCAUCCUCUCUCAGUGACCUGGGCUGCACCAGCCCCAGCCUCUCAGUGCAGUCCCCGGUCCUGCCGUUGCUGAGCAGCUCCCCAUUGGAGAACAACCUCGGCAGCCCGGUGGAGGCACCAGCAGCCGGUGAGCUGCAGCCAGCGCUGCUGGGCUCCCCUGCAGGCUCCGUGCAGACCUGGCCCCUUGUCUCGGUGGCUCCCUCCUGGCUGACAGCACCACCGGUGCUCCCACAGAGCCCCCCAAGCACCCCAGGCGGGCCCGUCCCCCCGGCCCUGCCCCAGCCCUUCCUGUCCCCACUGCUGCUCCCCACGUCCCCUGUGCCCAGCGAGCCCAGCAGCCCCCUGAGCCCCCCCGUGACCAGCACAUCCUGGUCCCCCACCACCCCCUUCCUUUCCCUGGCCAAUGUCUUCUCUCUGGCAGUGAUGAGCGUGGCGCACACACUGCUGCCCGGCGUCUCCUCCAUCGCCAGCUCCGGUGCACACGUGUACCCCCCGCUGCUGCCGCGGCCACAGAGCCUGGUGCUGGGGCCCCCCCGCUUUGUCUACCCCGACCCCACCAGCAUGGCCAAGCCAGCACCAGCCUCCAGCGGGACCCUGCUGUCAGCAGGGGCUGAUGUGCCCCCUGUCAGAGGGCCUGUGCCGUUCCCUCCCCCAGCACCAGCCCCACUGUGCCCCACAGGCAGCGGUGUUGGGGGGAGUCCCCUGCCAUCGCUGAGCACAUCCACACCAGGGAGCCUGGAGGGCAGCGCGGUGCUGCCUGGCUCCCCCAAGCCCAGCCACUCACUCAUCAUCUCGGAGUCACCAGGCCCUGGUGUGCCCAAGGCCCAGCUCUCGCCCAUCAAUGAAGCAGAGGCCAAGCCCCAGAUCCUGGGCCGCUUCCGGGUGACACCAACCAAGGACCUGGCAGCGACGGCUCCGGUGCUGGGCAGCAGUGAGGGUGAGCAGCACGGCUCAGAGCCAGCAGCCAGCGGCUCCCCCUUGCCCGCAGCCCCGGACACAAGGGGCAGCUCAAGCAGCGACUCGGACUCAGUGCUGGAGAUGGUGGAGCAGGAGCCUGAGGCUGAGGAGGUGCUGGCUGAGGAGGGCAGGGCGGCGGCAGCAGAGAGUGACCGGGAGGGUCCUGGGGAGGACGGUGGCGAGAGCGCCCCGCAGGCGGUGAUAAACCAGGUGUGGAUGAGCUACUCCCGCAGCCUGUCCUACCUGAGCAGCGACGACACCGAGAGCGAGGAUGAGGAGAUCUGGGAGGAGCUGCAGAACCUGCGCCAGAAGCACCUGGCCGAGGUGCAGCUGCUGCAGAGCGCGCAGAAGAAGGAGAUCGAGGAGCUGUACCUGCGCAUGGGGAAGCAGCCGCCGCUGGGCAUCGUGUCCCCCGCUGCCAUGCUCUCCAGCCGCCAGCGCCGCCUCUCCAAGGGCAGCUUCAACCCGUCCCGCCGCAACAGCCUGCAGCGCCUGGAGCUGGCGCAGCCCCAAGGCAUCAUGCGCCGUAACUCGCUGAGCGGCGGCAGCAGCACGGGCUCGCAGGAGCAGCGCCUCAGCAAAGGGGUGACCUUCGCCGAUGACUUCAGCCGCGUGUAGCCGCCUGGCCAGGAGUGACCUUGUGAACUACCUCAACCAAGUGCCUGCUGCCCCCGGGGUGGGGGAGAGCCCCCUCAGCGCCUCCCUGGGGGCAGCGCCAAGCCCUGGCAGCAGCCAGCGCCGUGGAGCCGAGCCAGCCGGGUGCCCGCAGCCCCUCACCUCCAGCCCUCUGUAUCUGCCCUCCCAUCUCCUCCUUCCUUGUGCCCCCUGGACCCCUCCCUGCCGUUCCCCGUCUGUUUCUCCAGCCCAACCCCAGCUGCAGGACACGUGCAAAGCGCUGCCAUCCCUCAUGGACCCCCGCAGGCAGAACCAAC
Messenger RNA from Neopsephotus bourkii (Bourke's parrot), 4269 nucleotides. It is a transcript of the gene WNK4, whose product is annotated as WNK lysine deficient protein kinase 4. The transcript is spliced from 20 exons. Lineage: Eukaryota; Metazoa; Chordata; Aves; Psittaciformes; Psittacidae. The record is from RefSeq and is a predicted model, not a curated record. Gene Ontology annotation, cellular component: cytoplasm; cytosol. Bases 113 to 3955 code for a protein of 1280 amino acids. Gene Ontology annotation, biological process: monoatomic ion homeostasis; negative regulation of sodium ion transport; protein phosphorylation. Gene Ontology annotation, molecular function: potassium channel inhibitor activity; protein serine/threonine kinase activity; chloride channel inhibitor activity.